Messenger RNA from Lepisosteus oculatus (spotted gar), 3317 nucleotides. The record is from RefSeq and is a predicted model, not a curated record. NCBI's taxonomy places the organism in Eukaryota, Metazoa, Chordata, Actinopteri, Semionotiformes, Lepisosteidae.
CCGCUGAGGAGCCACUGGUUCUGCCGGGUGGGUUGGGCUCCUGACCGACAGACCGCUGUGGAGCGACAGGGCAGCGUGUGCCUCUGCGCUUAGAGAGCCCACUGCUGUCCUGGAAGGCGACAGUGUCUUUCGCAGUGUCAGGGGGCUCCAGAGUGGCCUAGCCUGCUGGGAAAUUUGAUUGGUCGCAGGUUCGAAUCCAGGUCAUGCCACUGCUCAUCAAUGGCAGCAGUGCUCCUGGUACAGAUACAGGUGGGAGAGCUGGGGGUGACCGUACUCUGGCAGGAUGUGCCCCGCUUACAAUGCAGAGAGGGUGCCUCGGAGCUCAUGAUGACAUCACCGAGAAGGUGCCACAGAGCCUGCGAUGUGUAGGAGAACCUGUACAGCAGCUGCAGCCGUGAAGCUCUUCUUAAACCAGUGGAGAUUCCAGUUAAAUAUAGCUUUCAGUUAAAUGAAAAGAAGCAGAAUGGCUGAAGGAACUUAAUCUCUUCAGCCCAGGUAGGAGACAGCAGGGUGAAUGCUUCAUAUCAGCACUGGGAAAAGCUGGAGCAUUGUUAUGGCAUCAGCAGUGAAAGAAGGACCCAUGUAGACAAUAGGAAAUCAAAACCAGGAGUAUCAGGGUCAAGAGGGAGCCGCUCUUAACACAGGGAGUUGUGGGUGUCUGGAACGAGAUGUACAUUCCCUGAGAGCUUGUGUCAGGAAUAGCUUGGGGGAGAUCCUUGACACAUGACAAGGAGCCAAGUGGGCAAGGUGGGAACCAUGGAUUCUGAAUUGAUUCUCAAGAGUUGUGCUGCUGUGCUUCAGCAACAGACCCGUAACAAGGGAAACCCUGGUUCGCCAGGGCCCCUCCCUCUGGCCAAUGGCAAGCUAGAGUUGCGAGGGUGAGUGGGCGGGCUCUGGUGAGGGGCGGAGCCUCGGCAGUUCAGUGGCAGGUCUGGGCUGGCAGACUGACAGACUAGUCACCGAGAGGGACCACAGAGGGCUGCUACGGAGGAGUCCCGCAUGAUCACAUGGACACCGUUCGAUCCCUGCUGAGUGGGCAUUCUAACCCCGCCCCCCAGACCUCUUGCUCUAUAUACCGGCAGAGGCGGUGUGGGCGGGGCCUGGAGGAAGGGGACGGAGAGGAAGGCGGAGACUGCCGGGUGGAGAUGAAGCUCGUCGAAUCGGAGGCUGAGGAGGACUUGGAGCCGGGGCUUACCAGUGACAUCACCGCGCUGGUGCUACGGAAGCCCAGAGACCGGAGACGAGCCGGCUUUUACCUCGCUCUGAUUACACUGCUGAUAUUCACUACAGCAUUCCUAUUGGGCUAUGUCACAUUCCGUGGGUCGUGCUACUCCUGCGAGGAGUCUGAGGGGGAGCUGGUGCCGGUGGAUGACUCCGCUGUCCUGGACUCUUCAUCUGAGGAUGGGGUCCUGUACCUGGGGGAGCUGAGAGAGAUGCUGAGGAAAUACCUGAAGGAGGAGACCAUAGGCAGCACUGUGGGGCACUUCAGCAGGAUGCCUCAUCCUCCGGGGUCCUUGGAGGGGAACAGCCUGGCGACGGAGGUGCUGGAGUUCUUCAGGCAGCUGAAGAUGGAUCACACCUGGACCGACUCCCAUUUCGCCAACCUGCAGUUCCCGUCCAGGUAAUACGGCCCAUGUUAAUGGACUGUAGUGUCCAGUGUGUCUGUAUUAAACCCAUCCACCCUUUUUCAUUUUCCCUCCCUUCUCAUGUCUCCCCCUCCCUCUCUGUAGGGGGGGCUGGUCUAUGUGAACUACGGCCGCAGGGAGGAUUUUGAGCUGGUGCAGUCCCUGGGAGUACCAGCAGAAGGCAAUGUGGUGAUCGUGCGGGUUGGCCAGCUCAGUUUCGCAGAGAAGGUGGCCAACGCCCAGCAGGCUGGAGCGGUGGGGGUCUUGAUUUACCCUGACCCCGCAGAUGUACCCCAGGACCCCCGUAGACUAGGCCUGGACAGCAGUGUGGCAAUCUCAGAGCAUGUGCACAUGGGCACGGGUGACCCCUUCACCCCUGGCUUCCCCUCCUUUAACCACACCCAGUUCCCACCCACCAAGUCCUCGGGCCUGCCCUCAAUACCUGCCCUGCCCAUCAGUGCCAACGUGGCAUCCAAGCUGCUGAGUCAGCUCUCUGGACCUGUGUCUCCACGAGGGUGGCAGGGACGCCUGCCCUAUGUCCGUUACGCUUUGGGACCAGGGCUCAACUCAGGCGAUGGCCGCCAGAUCAGGCUGGGUGUCUACAACAGCAUGAGUGCGAUACUGCUCAACAACAUCUUUAGCUCCAUAGAGGGAUACAGUGAGCCAGAUCAGUACAUCAUUAUUGGUGCCCAGCGAGACUCUUGGGAUCCAGGGGCAGCCAAGUCGGCUGUUGGCACUGCCAUCCUGAUGGAGCUGGCCCGUACAUUCAGCGCCAUGGUCCAGAACGGGUUCCAGCCCAGGAGGAGUCUGCUGUUCGUCAGCUGGGACGCAGGUGACUUUGGCAGUGUUGGCGCCACCGAGUGGCUGGAGGGUUACCUGUCCAUGUUGCACCUGAAGGCAAUCGCCUAUUUCAGUCUGGACCGUGCAGUUCUGGGGGAUGACAAGCUGUCAGUCUACUCCAGCCCCCUGCUGGCCAAACUUGUUGAAGUAGCCAUGAACCAGGUGGAGCACCCCAAGCACGCCGGCCAGACGAUCAACAGCUACACCCAGAGCCAGGGCAGCUCCUGGGGGAGUCCAUUAGUGAAGCCGCUGUUUCUGAACAGUGGGGCCUACAGCUUUACAGCCUUUGCAGGAGUACCGGCCAUGGAGCUACAGUUCACUGAGGAGGCGCGGCCCUACCCCUUCACCAACACACCGCUGGACACGGCGGACCGGCUGCAGGAGUUCCUGCAGGGCCGGCUGCCCGAGGUGGCGCUGGCUGUGGCCGAGCUGGUGGGCCAGAUGGCGCUGCGCCUGGCGCAUGACCACAUCGUGCCGCUGGACUUCCCCUGCUACAGCGAGACCACGCUGCAGUUCAGCGCCCAGCUCAGCAAGUACUCGGCCGAGCUGCAGGAGCGGGGCCUCUCUCCUCACUGGGUGUUCACAGCGCGUGGGGAUUAUAACCGUGCAGCCGAGAAGCUGAGAGAAACCAUUCUGAACAGCGAUGUCCAGGAUGACAAGAUAACACGCCUGUACAACAUGCGGAUCAUGAGGGUGGAGUACUACUUCCUGUUUACCUGCUCCCUCCCCCAACUCGCCACCGGGGCGGCGCUGUUGCACAGCACCCGAAUCGAGCCCACCCAUCCCUGGAGGCUUCUGGCCAGUUCUGUGCACCCCCCUCGGGGGACGCCGGUCCCAGUGGGCUGGUGCUAG